AUGUCAGCCUCCAAACCAACCAUCGUUCUUGUCCAUGGCGCAUGGCACGGGUCGUGGUGCUGGAAGUUCCAAACCCCGGCGCUCGAGGCACUUGGCUACGCUAUCGAAACGGUGGACAUGCCCUGUACCAGCAGCGUCGCUGGAACAACGCAGUUUGACGAUGCCGCGCGCGUGCGAUCUGUCGUGGAAUCACUAUUGACGGAGGGUAAGCGAGUCGCUAUAGUCGCGCAUUCGUACGGCGGACCGAUUGCCAGCGCCGCCAUCAAGGGCCUGCUGGAUAACCGCAACCUUCUAGGCAUGAUCGCAUUGUGUGCAUACAUCUUUCCUAGUGGAAUGGACCAAGGUGCAGCCAUUCGCAGUAUUGGGGGCCUGCCCUAUGUAAAUUGGGACUCCCCAACCGAGGGCCUGUUCGUCACCAAAGAUCCGGGAAGCUUGUUCUUCCCCCCAGACGUGUCUCCGGAUCUCGUCGAGUGGGCUGUUCCACAGCUGAGUCCGCAGAGUAUGGCGGCCAAUACGGGCAUUGUGCCUCCUCAGGCCUGGCAGGAUGAUGGCUAUCCCGGCCGGCUGGGUUAUAUCAGGUGCACCGAGGACAUGGUCAACCCGCUCGCGCAGCAGAAUACAAUGAUUGAAGGCGCCGGGGGCAGCGAUAAAUGGGUUAUCCGGACAUUGGAAGGUUCUGGUCAUAGUCCGUUUCUGUCGCGGCCAGCUGAGGUUGCUGCGGCGGUGGAUGAGAUUGUGAAGCAGUUUGAAGCAGGGGUACCGAGUAAAUAG
Talaromyces rugulosus is the source of this 771-nucleotide messenger RNA. RefSeq lists its product as uncharacterized. The coding region runs from base 1 to 771 and encodes 256 amino acids. The transcript has a single exon. The record is from RefSeq and is a predicted model, not a curated record. NCBI's taxonomy places the organism in Eukaryota, Fungi, Ascomycota, Eurotiomycetes, Eurotiales, Trichocomaceae.